Molecule: messenger RNA, 534 nt
Organism: Cannabis sativa
Lineage: Eukaryota; Viridiplantae; Streptophyta; Magnoliopsida; Rosales; Cannabaceae
Exons: 3
Coding region: 134-358 (74 amino acids)
Biological process (GO): protein insertion into mitochondrial inner membrane; protein import into mitochondrial matrix
Cellular component (GO): TIM23 mitochondrial import inner membrane translocase complex
Source: RefSeq, a predicted model, not a curated record
AACAGUGGAAAUAAUUUGCGGCCGUGUACGGUGUAUUCGAUAAUAACUCUUCUCUUCGCCAUACCCAAACACUUGUUCCCAGGGAUCUCCCUAAACUCACUCUCAAACCCAUUAACCGCUUUUCUUCUCUACAAUGGCCAGGGACAGUUGUAUGACUCGUGUGGCCGCCGGAGUCGCAGUCGGUGGUGCUGUUGGCGGCGCUGUUGGCGCUGUAUAUGGAACAUACGAGGCUAUUAGGUAUAAGGUCCCGGGACUACUGAAGAUUAGGUAUAUUGGACAAACAACACUUGGUAGUGCAGCUAUUUUUGGUCUGUUUUUGGGUGCUGGGAGCUUAAUACACUGUGGGAAGUCCUAUUAAGCUAUUCGUUUUCCUUUCAUUUUGGUAUACCAAAAAUAUAUCAAUGUUCUGUUAAAAAAUUUCUGGUUUCUACUUUCAAUAUCACAUCUCAAAUACACAGAUGUUGAAUCAGGGUGAAUUAUCAGUUCUGUGUAAUCUGUUGUUUUUUUAUGGGUGCUUGCGUAAUUUGAUAGCCA